Molecule: messenger RNA, 1217 nt
Organism: Coregonus sp. 'balchen'
Lineage: Eukaryota; Metazoa; Chordata; Actinopteri; Salmoniformes; Salmonidae
Source: the annotation of a GenBank genome assembly
AUGUCAUUCAGCAACACAAAGACGGGCUUCUCUGUAAAGGACAUUCUGGAUCUUCCUGACACCAAUGGAGGUUCUGAAACGGAGGAGACUGAAGAUGAGAACGAGGUGGAAGCGACUGAGAUAUUGACGCAAAAUCCAUCUUCUGAAAACACUGGAAAUGUGCCCUACAAGAGCCUUUUGUGUGAUGGUGGUGGUAAUCCCUACUCAAGAUGGCUUGCCUCCUCCAGCACCAUGCAAUAUUCAUGUGAGUAGCUCUUAAAAAGUUCGUUUCGUAAACAUCGAUGUAUAGGCCUAAUUUAUUUGUCCACUUCCUAGUCAUAUCUCAUCCGUUAAAUUAUUGGCCUAUGUCAUUAUUAUAAACAUUUGCAUUCAUGUUUUGUUUUGUUUUGCAAAAGGUCAACCAUUAGUCUAUCCAUGUCCAAUCAUAAUGUAUGAUAUUAUCCGUUUGUAAAGCAAUUUCAUCCGGGCGUAAUUAGCCUAUACAUGCAUAGAGCCUUAUCAAAAUAUGUUCAUCUUUGUCACCAAUAGGCCAUUGUUUUCGAUUAUUGGUGGUCUCUACGAUGAAGAUAUGUUUUCAGAUAUUAAUACAUUUAUGUAGCCCCAUUUCAUUGCGUUUGUUGUCAAUCCUAGUUGAUAACCAGACCCACUUUGUUUCCUUUCAAACAGUGCAUGGUUUGUCAGUUGAUUCUCGAAACGAACCGAAAUCUCCAGAGCUGUCCACUGACGAAUCCCAAGAUAUCGACAGAGACACCACAGGUGACAGCAGCGACUCCGGAAAGAAGAGGAAAACGAGGGUGCUGUUUUCCAAAGCGCAAACCUACGAACUUGAGCGACGAUUCCGACAACAGAGAUAUCUCUCGGCACCGGAGAGAGAGCACCUUGCAAACGCACUACUACUGACACCAACCCAGGUGAAGAUCUGGUUCCAGAAUCACCGGUAUAAAAUGAAGAGAGCACGCGCUGAGAAGGGUAUGGAGAUGGUUCAUCUCGUGUCCCCAAGACGGGUGGCCAUUCCGGUUUUGGUUCGGGAUGGAAAGCCAUGUGACACUAGCAAAACUCAGGAACUUGAGGCCUCAUUCAGGGAUGGAAUACCUCUGUCGGCGUUACGCGCCUAUUCUCUCCAUCAUAUGCAAAUGCGCUCUCACUACAGCCCUGACGCCAUCUCACAGCUGCCCAGUGUGCAUCAUAUGGCGCAAAUGUACCAAUGGACUUGGUAG